Molecule: messenger RNA, 2175 nt
Organism: Panicum virgatum (switchgrass)
Lineage: Eukaryota; Viridiplantae; Streptophyta; Magnoliopsida; Poales; Poaceae
Product: putative RING-H2 finger protein ATL49
Exons: 1
Coding region: 489-1985 (498 amino acids)
Source: RefSeq, a predicted model, not a curated record
CGGACCAGGCAAGACCUCAACACAUCAACGGACAUCACUACAUCAGCAGCGUCACCGCGACACCACCGAUUUGUUCUUUUUUCUAAAGAACUUUUCUUGCUUUUCUAAUGCUGCAUCCACUGAUCCGUCGCCGCCACCUUCCCGGUGACCUCACCGGAGUGACUCACACUCGCGUGUCCUCUGGCAGAGGCCGCCGUUCUGCUAACCCACACCACACCUAAUGCCGCUGCCUUUUUCUUUCUAGCUAACCCAUGCGUGAGGGCGUGAGGCUAAUCCUCCUUGCAAUUUACUAUUCCGCUCUGCUUCUCACGCAAAGCUUACCUCCCUUGCAAACUAGCAACUGCAGGUACUUCUAGCUUUUUCUUUUGUUGCAUCGCCAUCGGCCACCUGCUCCUCAGUCCUCAGUCCUCACAAAAGAUCCAAGAAUUCCAGGGCAGGAUUUCCAAAAUGGCCACGCCAAGAUCCUCCCCCAACUCCUAGCACAUGCCAUGCGCAACAAUUUUGAUCUCUCUCUCCGAAAAGAUUUCAUUCCAUUCAAUCCCAUUCCGUCCUUUUUUGGGUUGGUCAUAAAGCAGAGCUGCUCCUUGGAUCCACGGCGGUUUAGCGGUUUCCUUUCCCCUGGCUCCGUGAGAUUGAUCCAGGCUGCGAUGAGCGGCGGCAACUCGUCGUGGCUGAUGCCUCCGCCGUCGCCGCCGCAGCCCCAGCCGUCGGCGCUCGACAACGUGGAGGCCAAGAUAAGCCCGAGCAUCCUCUUCAUCGUGGCCAUCCUGGCGAUCGUCUUCUUCGUCUGCGGCCUGCUGCACCUGCUCGUGCGCCACCUGCUGCGGCUGCGCCGCCGCCGCCGCACGCGGGAGGACGCGGAGAGCGUCACGGCGUUCCAGGGCCAGCUGCAGCAGCUGUUCCACCUGCACGACGCCGGCGUCGACCAGGCCUUCAUCGACGCGCUCCCGGUGUUCCUCUACCGCAACGUCGUCGGCGCCGCCGGCCAAGCCGAGGGCAAGGACCCGUUCGACUGCGCCGUCUGCCUGUGCGAGUUCUCGCCCGACGACCAGCUCCGGCUGCUGCCCAAGUGCAGCCACGCGUUCCACCUAGAGUGCAUCGACACAUGGCUGCUCUCGCACUCCACGUGCCCGCUCUGCCGCCGGAGCCUCCUCGCCGAGCUCUCGCCGACGUGCAGCCCCGUCGUCAUGGUGCUCGAGUCAGAGAGCUCCCGCGAUAUGGGCGCGUCGGCGACGCGGGCCACCGACGCCGCCGACGGCCAGCCGAGCGGUCUCGCUUUGGCGCAGGACGGAGCAGAGGAGGUGGUCGAGGUGAAGCUGGGAAAGUUUAUGUGCGUGGAAGGUAACGGCAAUGCGAAUGCCACCGCCAACGACGGCGAUGGGGCCGGCACCAGCAGCGACGGCAAUGGCGACGCCAAUGCCGAGGCCGGUAUCGGGCAAAGAAGGUGCCACUCCAUGGGGUCCUACGAGUACGUCAUGGACGAGCGCGCCUCGCUCCGCGUGGCGAUCAAGCCGCCCAAGAAGAAGCCCGCGGUGUCCAAGUCGCGCCGCCGCGGUGCCAUUUCGGAGUGCGAGUUCGGCGCGUCCAAGCGCGGGGAGACAUCGCUCCGCCUCCCAUUCACAGCAAUGGUCCAGCAGCAGCAGCAGCAGUCGGAGUCGGACACGGCUAUGGCGAGGCUCACCAAGGACAGCUUCUCCGUGUCCAAGAUUUGGAUGGUGCCGUCGUCCAAGAAGGACCCGGAAGCGGCCGGCGAGAGGCGCGCGGUGUCGUUCCGGUGGCCGGUGAGCAAGGACGAGGAAGAAGGCAAGAACAAGAAGAGCGGGAGCGAGGCAGACUGGGACGUCGAGGCUGGGAGCUGCGGCGGCAACAGUGUGGUGUCGUCGGUCGCCGAGGAGAGGCCAUCGUUCGCGAGGAGGACCCUGCUCUGGGUCGUCGGAGGCCGGCAACAGAGCAGAGUCGGAGCUGUUCCCGAUCAGGAUACCUGAAGAGAGAAAAAAAAAGGAAAUUAUUUCCCUCUUUCUUUGUGUUCUUUGGCGGAUUGGUGGUAGCGAGUAGCGAUUGCAAUAGCUAGAAAUUUGUAAAACCCAAAAGGCUCUGAAGAAUUCUUUCUUUCGCUUGUGUAUUCGGGUCCAGCUUCGUGUCAGGCUUUCAGCAAUGAGGUGCCAUUCCCGAUCA